GUAAAAAUGUGUAUUUUUGUAGUCCGCGUGUUUUUGGGAAUUCUUCUUUGUGCACCACACCAGUGCUUGGGGUGUCCUUUUGGUUGUGAGUGUUUUGCCGUCACUCGCACAGUGAAAUGCAUUUCCAAGGAUCUGCGCACGGUGCCACAAAGUAUUCCAGGAUAUGCAAGGACUGCCAUCAUCACAGGGAAUAAUAUCCACCAGAUUGCACCUGAUUCAUUCACAGAGAUGGAGAAUGUCACUAACAUCAUUUUAAGCAAUAAUAGGAUUACAGAGAUGGCAUCCCACAGCUUCUUUGCCCUCAUCAACCUGCGCUUCCUGGACCUCAGCGGGAACCAACUGGCACUCAUCCACCCGGAGGCUCUCAGCAUACCCGGCAGUCCCCUUCAGGAGCUCAACCUCAGCCGCUCGCUGUACAACUUCACUGCCCUGACGGACCUCACCACGGCUCUGCGCUGGGGUGGCCUCAAGGGGCUCCUCCGCCUCGACCUCUCAGGGAACCACCUCGCCCUGCUUCCCCCGGGGAUGUUCUCCCACCUUCCCAAUCUGCAGCAGCUCUUCCUCACCAACAACUCUCUGGUAGCUGUCUACAGUGGGACCUUCUCUGGUAUGAACCAUUUGGAGCUGCUGGACCUGACGCACAAUGCCUUCAGGACAUUCAGGGACGAUGCUCUACAAGAGCUGGAGAAGCUUGGGCACAUCCGCAUCCUUCUCGGUAACAACCCCUACACUUGCUCUUGUGAAAUCCGUAAUUUUGUCACUUGGCUGAAUGAAUCAAGAGCUCAGCUAGAUGUGGAUGCUGUGAGUUGCACCUCACCAAGAGCUUUAAUGAACACCCGGGUGCGAGGUCUCAGUGUUCAGGCUAUUGGGUGCAUUGUUCCAGUCCAAGCAGAGGUGACUGACCUCACCCUGCAAACAUCCUAUGUUUUCCUAGGGCUGGUGCUGGGGUUUGUGGGGAUGGUCUUUCUCUUUGUGCUUUACUUGAAUCGCAAAGGCAUGAAGAAGUGGAUCAUUGACAUGAGAGAUGCCUGUAGAGACGUUCUGGAGGGAUAUCACUACCGAUUCGAGAUUGACUCAGACCCCCGGCUUGGGCAUAUCUCAGCAGACAACAGCAGGGCACAAGGGCAUUUAAGAUUAGCUCUUUCACAGCAGCUGCCAAACGAUACCUGUAUUGUCCAGGUCCCCACAGACACACAGGUCAAACAGGUGACAACCUCCCCAGCUGUGAACUUAUGA
Molecule: messenger RNA, 1236 nt
Organism: Toxotes jaculatrix (banded archerfish)
Lineage: Eukaryota; Metazoa; Chordata; Actinopteri; Toxotidae
Product: trophoblast glycoprotein-like
Exons: 2
Coding region: 7-1236 (409 amino acids)
Biological process (GO): negative regulation of canonical Wnt signaling pathway
Cellular component (GO): plasma membrane
Molecular function (GO): protein binding
Source: RefSeq, a predicted model, not a curated record